Molecule: messenger RNA, 425 nt
Organism: Strongylus vulgaris
Lineage: Eukaryota; Metazoa; Nematoda; Chromadorea; Rhabditida; Strongylidae
Source: the annotation of a GenBank genome assembly
AUGGCUCAGUAUCUACCAGAUCCUUCACUGGUUGAGUAUUUUUCUAAAUUAUUUGUUUUGUAUUUGCAGAAAUCUGGACUUUCUUCGAUGAUUGCAUGCCUUAUGAAAGACAUAUUUGGCAAGCUUGAUUCUGUUUAUCUCUUGCUUGCCGUAACCUCUUCCAUCACGUUCAUGACGGAGUUUGCGAGCAAUGUGUCCACAGGAAGCGUUUUUAUUCCCAUCGUGCUAACUAUUGCCGAAUCUCUCCAUAUUCACCCGCUCUACCUGUCGCUGCCGGUUACCGUUGCCUGUUCGUUCGCCUUCAUGCUGCCGAUGGCUACUCCUCCAAAUGCUAUAGUUUACGACACUAAAUUGGUCGGAAUGCUAGAAAUGGUAAGUUAUAUGAAACGCCAACAUCUUUGGAAUGAUCUAGUUCAAAUUUGAGA